Messenger RNA from Cyclopterus lumpus (lumpfish), 2027 nucleotides. RefSeq names its product chromobox homolog 8b (gene cbx8b). Bases 178 to 1290 code for a protein of 370 amino acids. The transcript has 5 exons. NCBI's taxonomy places the organism in Eukaryota, Metazoa, Chordata, Actinopteri, Perciformes, Cyclopteridae. The record is from RefSeq and is a predicted model, not a curated record.
GUUCUUCUCGAGGUUCCACCGACCGCGGUUCCCUAGCAACGCGGUAAAAAAUUGCGCUGACGUCCAUUCUGUUCGGGAAUAUUAUGGUCUGUCCGGAAUUCAGAGUGGCCUGGACUGGAGAAAAAUAUCUGCUCUGCUAGCGUUACCGAGCUAACGGUAGGUAGCACUGGAGUAAACAUGGAGCUGUCUGCCGUCGGGGAGAGGGUGUUCGCCGCCGAGUCGAUCAUCAAACGGAGGAUUCGGAAGGGUCGGAUUGAAUACCUUGUGAAAUGGAAGGGCUGGUCUCCCAAAUACAGCACUUGGGAACCAGAGGAGAAUAUUUUGGACUCCCGCCUGUUUGUCGCUUUUGAGCAGAGGGAGCGUGAAAGGGAGCUGUACGGGCCCAAAAAGCGAGGACCAAAACCCAAGACAUUUCUGCUCAAGGCUCAGGCUAAACUUAAAGCCCAGUCCUAUGAGUUCAGAGGCGACGGAGUCCGAGGGAUGCACAUCACCUACCCGGCCCCAGAGCCGGUUGUCACCCCCAGGGCCAGAGAGGGUCUGAGAGCUGUUGUGCCAACCAUCUUCCCACCCAGUACUGUCAACCGUGGCGAAAGUUCACGUGUCCGACCACCAGAACUGAGCACCCGUGAGUACCAGCAGCCUUCCCUUCAGCAAGUCAGCCCAGACGGGCUCAUCCACAUACCCAAAAAAAGAGGCCCAAAGCCUAAACCCCGCUUCAAGGACGGCAGCUGCAGCUCUGCAGUCUUUGAACACCACAAGAAGAGAGCAGAGGAGCAGGUGAGCAACAGGCCUCACAAACUGGCUAAGCUCCAGGGGGGUGAAGAGAUGAGGCUGAUCAAAGUGGUCCACAGACAUCCAGAGAACCACGGUCAUAAACGCCACCAUCACCACCACCACCACCAUCACCACCACACACACAACCGGGGAAUCUCCAGUGCAAGCUCCUACGAGCAGCUCUUCUCCGACCGCAGCCUGCAUCCACACAGAACAGACAUGGAUGCACACAGGACUAAGGACAGCUCCACCUACCUGGCACCUGUACACUUCAAGCACCAGUCAAAAAUGAACCAGAGUCGCCCCGCUAAGCCUCCACAGAUGGAAAAGCCUUACUUCUUAGACAGGCCGUCCCCGACCCGGCUCGACGUCGACUUGGAUGUAGUGACGUGGAGGCCCUCUGUCGGCAAUGUGGAAAAGGUCUUGGUGACAGACGUGACCACCAACUUCCUGACUGUCACCAUCAAGGAGAGCAGCACUUCGAAAGGCUUCUUCAAAGACAAGAUGAUCGCUUAACUAACUUCCUCUUGCCACGCUUUGCUUUCUCUGACUUGCAUCAGAAUAAUUCUGAAGCUUAUAGGACAUAGCGUGAUUAUUAAGCAAAGCCAUUUUUGUAUUUAGUGUAUGAAAGCAAAUUACGUAAUGUGUAUAUAUUAUAAAGUUGGACAUGUUCUGUUUAAUGUAUUGAUCGAAUUUGGUCCAUUUCACAUCUUGCAUUAGUUGAAACAGGAACAUGUUUAUUUUGCAGCAGCCGGCUACUUUCUGUAAAGAGCUUGUGAAUUUUGCAAUUAUAACUUAGAAUGUAUUUUUUUCACUCUUAUAUCUUCCAGUCUGAGCUAAUUUAUGAGAAGUGAGGUGACGUUUAGAUUAAUACAUUCAAUCGGUGUAUUGAUUUAUUUCUCUAUAAUUUUAACCAAUUAGACUGAAUAUACCCCGUUUAAUUCAAUGGGAUCGAUAUUUAAUAAUGUACUCAAGCACUUUGAAUUAAAAAGUAUUACAAAAUAAUCCGUUUGUGUUGCAUUCAAAGGCCGAGUCUGUAAUGUCUCUAUCAUUUGUAAUUGUAAGAUAAAGUAAUCAAAUUAACAUGGACACGCUAGUUUUCCCACAGUGUAUAACAACAAUUUCCGAAAAACAUGGUAUAUUUGACAUUUUCAUAGAAAACGUUCACACAGCUUUAAUGUAAGACGACCAUUACAGCGGUGGUGUCAAUUUGCUUUGUAGACGCUUUCCAAUAAAUUCUUUGAAUUUUCUCA